This is a messenger RNA of Adineta steineri, 900 nucleotides long. The record is from the annotation of a GenBank genome assembly. NCBI's taxonomy places the organism in Eukaryota, Metazoa, Rotifera, Eurotatoria, Adinetida, Adinetidae.
AUGAUUUUGAAACAUAAAAGACUUGCUCAUCCUGAACAACAAAUCUUAGCAGCUUUAAAUGAAAUAAACAAUAAUUCCGGUCAAAAAAAAUCUAUUUCUAAUAAAUCAAAUGAUGAAUUUUCUUUAUCAAAAGAAAAUUCUACAUUAACCGAUGAAUCAAGUCUAAGAAAUGUUAUUACACCAGCAACAAUUACAAUCGCUGAAAUGGAUACCGAUGAUGUGCCAAUUCUGUUUCGCACUGAUCCUAACCGGCCAAUUGUUAUUGCUGUUACAUGUCUUGAAGCUUAUCAAAUAGAAUUUGUUGAUAAAUUCUUAGAAAAAUUUCCAUCAGCUUGUCAAACAACAUCCAUUGAUUCUCGAACAACACAUUUAAUAACAAAUGAUGAACAUAAUCCAUUACGUUCACCAUUAUCAAUGAAAUUAAUUGAAGCUAUUGCACAUCAUUGCUAUUGUGUAUCAUACCGUUGGAUUCAAGAUUCUGUUAAAUGUGAUCGACUUAUGGAUGAAUCACCUUAUGAAAUUGAAGGUGAUGAUACGGAUGUUCAUCCACAUGGUGGUCCGCAUCGUUCACGUUUAAUAUCAAAACGUCAUUCACUUUUUCAAAAUAUUUGUUUUAUGAUAAAAUGUACAGAAAAUUCUGAUAUACAAAUGACAAAUGAACGUUUAGAAGAUUUAAUAACAACAUGUGGUGGUCAAAUAAUAACAUGUGUAACACAACGUUUACUUGAUAAAUAUCAAAUUAUUGUUCUAUGUGAUAUGUUAUAUGUUUCUGAAAGACGUAAUAAUUAUGAUCAAUGUCGUUCAUUAGGAAUACAUUUUGUAUCAUCUGAUUGGGUGCUUGAAUCAAUUCUUGAAUAUCGUCGAAAACCAUUUUCUUUAUUCGAAGAAGUACCAUUGUGA